UUUCCAAUUGGAUCAUGCAUUUAUUUUCUUGUUUAUACAUAUGAAAACUGUGAUUAAACAUAAAUACGUUGUAAAAUGUUAAGUGUGCCCCGGUUUAUGUAGUUUUCUUGUUAUCCUUUGUGUAAACUAAGCUAUUCCGUAGGAAAAUGACAGAUCCUUGGAUGGUCCAAAACCCAGACCAUAAAAAUAAUUCGGUAGAAAACGGUACAAGCGAGGACGAGAUUCAGCAGCAGCACAGCAAAGAACAUUCGCAGGGAGCACCUUUGGAAUUUGAAGACAAUUUCGAACCCGUACAAGCAACACCUACGGGAAAUACUUCCGAAAACACACCUGAAGAGACACCCCCAAAGCGUAACGAAAAAAAUAGCAACAACACCUCUGGCUCCCUAGAGCCAUUGCCCGAUUCUGACAAUUACUUACGUGGACUCGAGCGAAAAUUGCAGAAAAUCAAAAAAGGUGCGAGUUUAGUAGAAGCAUUAGCAGAGAAGCGCAACGAUUGCUUACGCCAGCUAUUGCAUAGUGGGGAUCCCGAUAAUAAUAAUGCCGUAUUAGCGCUAGAUGAGCCUUUAAACAAUCUUGAAUUCUAUAGACACCUUCAACCGGUACAGGCUCUUUCUGUUGGGGAACUGGUGCACAUUGUGAAGCACGACCAACUCCAGCAGGAACAGGCGCAAGAAACUGCAGACAAGCAAGAGGAUAUAAAUCAGGAAAUUAAAAAAGAUAAAAAAGAGGAGACACAAGAAUAGACAGAAAAGGAUAGAUGCAAGCAUGAAUACACCAUUCGGAGAAGUUUUCCUCUUCCUCACCGAUUUGGCGUGGAAAAGUCGUGUUACUAUACCAAUGCUAGUAACGACGGCCUUCCUAAUCAUGGAUAUUCGUUUACAAAUAGAAAUAAAUAUACAAUCCGGACAGGCUGCUGCUGAUUUAGAUCAGCUUGAUGAGGAUGAUGAUGAUGAAGACGAUGAUUCGAGCGACUAUCUUACCGAUGAUUCGGAAGAUGAGGAUGAAAACGCAAAUAUGUAUAUGGAAUUUGCGCAUGCCGCUGAACAUGAACGCAGCGAGCAGGAAUACAACACUGCUAAUCGUCUGCGGCGAUCUCUCGGCUUGAGUUAGAUUUCGAUCUUAUUUGGACAAAGUAUGCUUAAAAUUUACUAUAUUAGCAGUUGCCUUUAAUGACUACAAAAAAUAAUACCAUCAUAAACCGUUGUCUAACCAGAAAGCAAAUAUUUUGCACUUGUGUUGCUCUUUAAAACUGCAAUUAUGCUUAAUAAAAUUUAACAAAUUUA
Molecule: messenger RNA, 1286 nt
Organism: Rhagoletis zephyria (snowberry fruit fly)
Lineage: Eukaryota; Metazoa; Arthropoda; Insecta; Diptera; Tephritidae
Biological process (GO): cilium organization
Source: RefSeq, a predicted model, not a curated record